Molecule: messenger RNA, 1893 nt
Organism: Chanos chanos (milkfish)
Lineage: Eukaryota; Metazoa; Chordata; Actinopteri; Gonorynchiformes; Chanidae
Product: alkaline phosphatase-like
Exons: 15
Coding region: 1-1893 (630 amino acids)
Biological process (GO): dephosphorylation
Cellular component (GO): plasma membrane
Molecular function (GO): alkaline phosphatase activity
Source: RefSeq, a predicted model, not a curated record
AUGAAGUUGCUCUUCACGUGUGUGAGUCUGCUGGUUGGAAUCUGCCUCAGUGAUGGUGCAGCCUCUCAGCUCUGGCUUUUAACUGCUAACAACUUAACAAUCAAGUUUGAGGAGGAGAACCCAGAGUUCUGGAGGACUCAGGCCCAGGAGACGCUGCAGGCGGCUCUGAACCGCAAACUCAACACCAACGUGGCUAAAAAUAUUGUGCUCUUUCUGGGCGAUGGCAUGGGAAUUACCACUAUGACAGCAGCACGGAUUCUGAAGGGUCAACUCCAAAACCACACUGGAGAGGAGACAGUUAUGACCAUGGACACUUUCCCUCAUGUGGGCCUAGCCAAGGUAUAUGCAGUAGACUUUCAGGUUCCAGACAGUGCUUCUACAGGUACAGCAUAUCUGUGUGGUGUCAAAACCAACUUCAACGUUGUAGGGGUCAGUGCAGCCGCACGUAAUGGACUGUGUGAAACCCAGAAAGGCAAUGAAGUCACCUCCAUACUGCACUGGGCCAAGGAAGCAGGUAAGUCAGUUGGCAUCGUCACAACGACACGUGUUCAGCAUGCCACUCCUGCGGCAGCGUAUGCCCACUCCGCCAGCCGUAGUUGGUAUAGCGACGCCGACUUGCCGGCUGACGCCAAGAGAAACGGCUGCACUGACAUCGCAUCACAACUGAUCAACAACACAGACAUUGAUGUGAUUAUUGGCGGUGGGAGGAAGUAUAUGAGCCCGAAUGGCACCGCUGACCCAGAGUACCCGACUGACCCCAGUGCCAACGGACUGAGAGAGGAUGGCAGAGACCUUAUAAAAGAGUGGCUGAAAAUGAAGGAGGGAAAGGCUGCUCAGUAUGUCUGGAAUAAAGCAGACUUUGAUGCCAUAGACCCAGCCAAGACAGACUACCUCAUGGCACUGUUUGAACCAGGGGAUAUGCGUUAUGAGUUGGACAGAGACAGUAAAAUGGAUCCAUCCAUCGUAGAGACCACAGAAAAAGCCAUCCACAUUCUACAGAAAAACCCCAAAGGAUUCUUCCUAUUGGUAGAAGGUGGCCGUAUCGACCAGGCUCACCAUAACAGCCUUGCCUCCAAGGCUCUGCACGAGGCCGUCGCCCUUGACUACGCUGUGGAACGGGCACUGAUGCUGACCAAUGAGGAGGACACACUGACUGUUGUCACAGCUGACCACUCCCACCCCUUCACCAUUAACGGAUACACCUUCAGAGGGAACAGCAUUCUGGGUAAAGUUCCACUGUGGGGAACAGAUUUUCUCCCGUUCACUACGCUGAUGUACGGCAACGGCCCUGGACACAAAAUCGUCAACAACAAGAGACCAGACAUCCGCAAGGUUGACACCAAAACGAAGGACUAUGUUCAGCAGGCGGCGGUGCCCAUGGGAAAGGAGACCCACGGUGGGGAGGAUGUUGCCGUGUUGGCCCGUGGCCCCAUGGCCCAUCUCUUCCAGGGCAUAAAUGAACAGAGUUACAUCGCUCAUGCCAUGGCUUACGCGGCCUGCGUCGGCCAGAACCAACGCCACUGCCACGUUACCAUGACGACAGCAUCCCCGGAACAUCCCCCCGAGAACACUAGCGGCGAGAGUGUCAAAAUUCGCUCAAACCUCCCUGCCAACAACGCUGUUGAACACUGUGGACGAUCUGACAUUGAUGAAAUAGGCGGGGACACGUCGUACAAGAUGGGGAAACCCGCCACACCAAUUAUUGAUUUCUCCUCCAUUUUGCUUAGGACCAAAGCAGAGCACUUCCAAAUUCCUAUUGGUCGCUGCCGAACCGUGUCAUAUCUCAUGACCAUAAAGUUAACCGAACCUCAACCGCAUUCUGACGCCAAAACCGCCCUCGCCGGGACGCUCUUCGCCCGCUUCAAGACGCGGGCUCACAUUGAAAACGAAUGA